CUGCAGAUUAUUGGUCUGGAAGGUAUCCCAGUGUAUACGCAUUUUCUCCUGAGCGAUCAACACUGGCAUUUCGGGUGGUUUUUAUGUGAUUUAUGGUUAAUGAUUGAUUAUGUUGUGUGCCUCGCCUCUAUCUACACCGUCCUUGGUAUUACUAUCGACAGGUAUUGCUCAGUAAAGUAUCCGGCUGCUUAUAGGAAUUGGAGAACUCCGAAGAGGGUUAUUUUAACGGUAGCUAUUAUAUGGCUGAUUCCUACAAUAUUAUUUGGUUUGUCCAUAUUUGGCUAUGAUAAAUUUACGGGCGAACGAAUCCUAAAAGACGAGGAGUGUUAUGUGCAGUUCAUGGCCAAUCCAAUCCUCAAUAUGGGCAUGUAUAUUUCCUAUUACUGGUCCACACUGUUCGUGAUGUUGUAUCUCUACUGGGGCAUCUAUCGCGCUGCGAAAUUGCUCGCUGCAAAAAGUGAACAGAAAAAUAAACGAGUAGCGAUGCUAAGCGAAAUGAAAAAGCAAGUAAAACAAGAAACGCCAUCGGUGGCAACUGGAAAAAGCAGCGAACAGGAAAGUCCACCUGAUACUUCAUCUUCAUCCCAAUCCAGGUUCAACGAAUUUUGCACCUUUUUACUUAUGCUCACUCAAACUAAUGUUAAAUGUCAGUAUUUUAUUCGUGACAAAAAAGUUGGGGUGUUAAAAAAUCAGCAAGAAUCUCAGCAGUUUCUUGGUUUUGAUCUGUUUUUGCCGAGUAGCGCUAAAGCGCCGCAACAAACAUCAAAAACACAUGCUGCUACGACCCUGCGUGUGUGUGUUCGUUUGACCGAGUCUUUUUGCUCAGCAACUAUGCAAGCUUUAGAGCUGAAAUUUUGAAA
Gongylonema pulchrum is the source of this 860-nucleotide messenger RNA. Lineage: Eukaryota; Metazoa; Nematoda; Chromadorea; Rhabditida; Gongylonematidae. The record is from the annotation of a GenBank genome assembly.